UUCUCCAGCCGGGCUCAUUGGAGCUGCGCACUUGGCUCGUUACGCACGCUUCCAUUUCCACUUCCACUUUGCGCUCCUUUGGAUAUUCACACCGGCGGGUUUCGUGGUUUUUUUUUCUCUUGCCAUACACCGUUUGCCAAAACUUGGUGCACUAACCACACCGGAUAGCUGAGCGCGGGCCAUUCAAGGCGAUGCUGUGCGUGCUGCUGUUACCUGUCGCCGCUUUUCUGCUACGCGCGGAGGCGGCGAUCGGCGUCAUCAACAACAACAACAACAACAACCACGACAACAAUAACAACAACAACAAUCCGAACACGGCGGACACGGACAAGUGGAUCAGCGACAAGGACAAGUACUGGAGCAAGUUCCGUGACGAGGUUGAGGAUGAUUACUUCAGGACUUGGAGCCCAAGCAAAGCACAAGACAAAGAGCCAGAAAACCGGCCCAGGCGACAUAGGGAUCCAGGAUCCAAAACACACCCAGUACAGGCAAAAUGGAGGACUGAUGAUGGUUUGGAUAUUACUAAAGAUCCUUGCAUGAAGGUGCACUGUCCUCCCAACAAAGUAUGUGUGAGUCAUGACCUCCAAACGGCCAUCUGCACCAAUCACAAACCUCUACAGCACAGUAUUAAGCCACGGAAAGGCAGUCAUCUCCAUAAGCACUGGAUGGGUGCAGUGAGUCAUGAGAAGUGUAGACCUUGUCCUGUGGUUCAUCCUAGUCCAGUGUGUGGCUCAGAUGGUCACACCUACUCUUCGAAGUGUAAGCUGGAGUUCCAGGCAUGUGUUUCGGGAAAGAGCGUCUUAGCGAAGUGUGAAGGACCAUGUCCCUGCCUGCCUGGACAGGAAGUCUUCAAGCCACACACUGAAAAGAAUGCUUGCAGUGAUGCUGAUCUAAGGAGUUUGGCCUCCAGACUGAAGGAUUGGUUCGGCGUGCUGCACCUGGAUGCCAAUCGAGAUCUGAAGACUUUGGCGAAUGACAACGGUCAAGGACGUUUUGACACCAGCAUCCUCCCUAUCUGUAAGGACUCUCUUGGUUGGAUGUUCAACAAGUUGGACAUGAACUACGACCUCUUGCUUGACCAGUCAGAGCUCAGUGCCAUUUAUCUGGACAAGUACGAGUUGUGUAUGCGCCCACUCUUCAACUCAUGUGACUCCUUUAAGGAUGGGAAGCUUUCCAACAACGAGUGGUGCUACUGCUUUCAGAAACCAGAUGGUCUGCCCUGUCAGAAUGAAAUAAAUAGGAUUCACACUCAAAGCCGACGGAAGUCUCUCAUAGGAUCAUACGUCCCACGAUGUACCGAGGACGGCUACUUUAAAGCCACACAAUGUCAUGGCAGCACAGGCCAGUGUUGGUGUGUUGAUAAAUAUGGCAAUGAGAUUGCAGGCUCCAGGAAACAAGGCAACCCAAUCUGUGAGGAGGACCAGGAGACCUCGGGGGAUUUUGGCAGUGGAGGAGCAGUCAUUCUUCUCGAUGACCAGGAGGAGGAGGAGCCUCCACAAAACAGGCGGCGCAGACAGAAGGAGAAGCGGGGCAGGCUCCGCCCCCGUGGGGCUAUUGAUGACGAUGAAGACGAAGAGGACGACAAAGAUGAUGAGAUUGGCUACAUAUGGUAGCUCCACCCCCAUCUCCCAUUGGCCAACCAGGGACCCCGGUUGUAAUGCACAGUUCUGAAGCCAUUCCAACCCCACGAUCUGGAUCUGAAUCUUAACCACGUCAAUAACUAUAACUUGCAUCACCUGUAUUCUGUUUCUUUUUUAAUUCAAUGUUUUUUGCUUGUAUCACAUUUUCAGUCUGUUCUAAACAAUAUAAAUAAUUAAAAACUCAUAGUUGCUUUAACACAUUCUGUAUCUAGAAAUAGCAACCAUAUGCUCUCAUUCUUUUCUUUAAUUACCGGAAUCAACUUUUUGUGUUUAGUUUUUUUUCUUUCUUUGUGUCUCUCUCUCUUAUUUUCAUCCAUAGAGCUCCUAAAGCCAUUUGAGAGCUGCGGCUGUAAAUAUUUCUUUUUUCUCUUCAGACAGAUGAGACGCUACGUCUCCCUCCAUCCCAGAGUCUCUCACUGGAGCCUUCUAGAAGAUGCCUACAAGUUCUUGAAGGUCUUCAAAUGUGUUAGAAUGUCAGUAAGUACGUAAAUAUAUGAUAGUAAAAGUGGGCGAGGAUAGGGAAAGGUUUUGGUGUGUUUUACGAGGCUCUAGUGAGACCCUUGAUGGGCCUAUGCAUGUUCCCCACUGUGGAGGUGAGAAGAAGGUGGUUUUUUUUGUUUUUUUCCCAGCUGGUGGCUAAUAAAAAAAAAAGCCAAUGAGCAUUUUAUUUUGUAAUACUGCUGUUGUCUGCUGACGCUCUGCUUCGUUCUGUUGCUGGAUGGUCGCCACAGUGCUACCACAGACCUCUAUUAACAAAUGUUUUUAUUCCACUGUACAGUGUGGUGCGGUGAUAUCAUGGUAGAGCAUCUAAUCAAUUAUCCUACAAGUACUAGUGCUGAAUUUGGGUAUCCCCAUUAAAGAAAACCACACAGGCAGACAGAAAUGGUUGACUGUUGAGAUGUGAUUUGUCACUUUAAAAAAUAAAUAAAUAAAUAAAUAAAUAAUGUUUUAAAUGA
This is a messenger RNA of Silurus meridionalis, 2596 nucleotides long. It is a transcript of the gene spock1, whose product is annotated as SPARC (osteonectin), cwcv and kazal like domains proteoglycan 1. Gene Ontology annotation, molecular function: protein binding; calcium ion binding. NCBI's taxonomy places the organism in Eukaryota, Metazoa, Chordata, Actinopteri, Siluriformes, Siluridae. The transcript is spliced from 13 exons. Bases 192 to 1613 code for a protein of 473 amino acids. The record is from RefSeq and is a predicted model, not a curated record.